AUGGCUACCAGAUCAAUUUCACUCUCAAACUUCAACAAAUCAACCCUUCUCAUACAAAAUUCUUUUGAAAAGAUUCUCAAAUCUGUACAAGAGCUUGAAACACUUUCCCCCUCAAUCUUGUCAGUGAUACAAAUCAGAACUUUAAACAACUUCUCGAACCAGUUAGAAAAGAAACAUGAAGCCUAUGAAAAUUACCUGGAAAGAGCCUUGGAACAUAUAUCAGAAGAAUUAGAUUUGGAUGCAGUAAGUGACACUGAAGACAAACUGCGACUGCUAUUCGUCGAAGCCAAGUCUCGGAUUGAAGCCCUUCUCCAACAGCAGCCGCAAGAUGUUCCAGAAGAAAGUAAAGAUUCAACAAGAAUUAGUGACAUCUCAGCUUCAUCAUCUGCUCACGUAAGACUCCCAAAACUAGACCUCAUCACGUUUGAUGGUUCUCCUCUACAGUGGGUAAGUUUCAUCAACUUAUUUGACACUAGCAUCCAUCUGAAUGAAAGCAUUUCAAACGUCACUAAAUUUCAAUAUCUUCUCAGCGUGCUCAAAAAUGAACCACUAAAUCUCGUAAAAGCUUUCAGUAUCACUUCAGCCAAUUACUCAAUUGCCUAUCAGCUCCUGAGAGACAGAUACCACAACACCCGAAGGUUAACUACACUUCACCUAAACAAACUGAUCGACCUACCGGACAUUUCCUCUACCUCAAACAAAUGUCUCAGAACGUUCCUCAACUUGUUUUAUGAACACACAGAAGCACUUAAAGCUCUUGACUGUGACAUUACUUCUAACUCUAACCCUCUGUUGUCCACCAUACUCUUACGAAAACUAGACAAUGACCUUCUAAAACAACUAGAGGCUUUUAGAAUUAAUAUAAAAUGCGAAACACAUUCUCUACCAGAAGUAGUCGAAAUAGUCAAGUUUCUUAAUCAAGAGUGUAACCAAAUGGAAGACGCUGUGUUACAUACCAAGUUUGCUCAAAGUACGAACAACCACAAUUCAAAUUUUAAACCCAAAUCUUUCACAUCCAAGCCCUCUUUCAUUCAAGCUCAGAAAGUUACAAUGGUCUCUACUCCAACUCCAUCAAAUCAAGACAACUCAAAAAAUCCUUUCUCAUUUCCCUGCUUUGUCUGCUCAUCAACUGGCCACAAGGUUUAUGCUUGUCCUAGCUUUCUCUCUCUUUCUUCAAAUGAACGUUUUAAAACCGUAAAGGACAACAACAGAUGUGUCUCUUGCCUAGGAAAACAUGAUGUUAAAACAUGUAAGUCUAAAGCAUCUUGCUUCAAAUGCCACAAACGUCAUCACACCUUACUUCAUUUUGAACAUGACAAGACAUCUCAAGGUUCUACAUCAUCACAACCAUCAACCACUCAUGUUUCGAAUGAAAAACCUACCGUAUCUCUUUGCUCACAGGAAGCCAGUCCUGCUAAUCAAAUCCCUACAACUGUAAUUUUAGGCACAACACUGGUUAAAGUUACUGCUCAAAAUAACGUUUCUCAUGUGUUCAGAGCAUUGAUUGAUAGUGGCAGCAUGUGUGAUUUUAUUAGUGAAAAAGCUGCUCAACUACUGAAUGCACCUCGUUUCAAAUCCAACUUACAAGUAGUUGGUCUUUCUCAAUCUCCAACUCUCACAAAGGGUAUUGUGAACCUCACUGUUAACACACUGGCAGGAAAAUUAGUUGCAUCCAACCAUGAAGUGCACAUACCUGAUAAAAUAUCUGUCAAUCUCCCUAGAUCUCAAAUAUCACAAAGAGUUCUAUUGAAAGUAAAACCUUACCCCCUUGCUGAUCCCAGCUUCCACUUAUCAGGGCCCAUUGACAUGCUGAUCGGAGCUUCUCUCUUCCCUCUUCUUUUAACGAAUGAAAACUAUUCUCUCGGCCCUAACAUGCCUAACAUGAUGGGAACUCACUUUGGCUUUGUUGUUAUGGGGAAUGCACCUUGUUCAACCGAUUCCCAGCCUGCCAACACUCCAUCCAUCUCUCUGCUCUCAACGGUUGACAACGAAUUGCAUAACUCUCUACAGAAAUUUUGGAAAUUAGAGGAAUUAUCUGUACCCUCAAAGAUAUCGGUUGAAGAGCAACAGUGUGAAGAUCUGUUUAAAGCUACCCACUCUAGGGACGAAAAUGGCCGUUACUUAACCAGCUACCAUUUAAAGAAAAUCAUCCACCUUUAG
This is a messenger RNA of Macrosteles quadrilineatus (aster leafhopper), 2160 nucleotides long. RefSeq lists its product as uncharacterized. The transcript has a single exon. The record is from RefSeq and is a predicted model, not a curated record. Gene Ontology annotation, molecular function: nucleic acid binding; zinc ion binding. Lineage: Eukaryota; Metazoa; Arthropoda; Insecta; Hemiptera; Cicadellidae. Bases 1 to 2160 code for a protein of 719 amino acids.